AAACAAUUUCAUUACGGUCCAUGUCACUUUUUGUGUAAUAGACGUGGAUUCGAUUUUUUGUACAACAAUUUUGUUGUGUUCCCUUUGCCUCUCCGUUCCGCGGACAAACCAAAAUAUAAAUUCAAUUAAAAUAUGUAGGUACAUAACUAAUAAUAUGUUUAAAUUUAUAUGUAUGUACCAAAACCAAAACAAGUUCAGCUUUACCGACAAAUGGAAUUAAUAUUAUCAAUUCAAGGUCAGAACAUUUGUAUUUUAAUCAGUUGGCUUUGCCCCCUGCCCGCCUACAAGUCGCUCAGUGAUAAUCAAUAAAUUAAAUCAUGGCAUCGGCGAUCUUAAAGUUAUUAAAAUCUGAAUCCCAGCUCGUACUGCGUCGCUCAUAUAGCAGCUCUGCUCCAACCACAAAGCUGUAUAUUGAUGGACAAUAUGUAGAUUCAAAAACUACCAAUUGGAUUGAGCUGACCAACCCAGCAACUAAUGAAGUAAUUGGCAGGGUGCCAGAGGCAACUCAGGAUGAAUUGACUUCCGCUUUGGAUGCAGCCAAGAGGGCCUAUAAGACAUGGAGCAAAAGUACUGUUUUGACUCGUCAACAGCUAAUGUUCAAAUUUGCUCGGCUACUGAGAGAAAAUCAGAGCAAAUUGGCUGCUAAAAUCACUGAAGAGCAAGGGAAAACUAUAGCCGAUGCUGAGGGCGAUGUGCUUCGAGGAAUUCAGUCAGUGGAGCAUUGCUGUAGCAUCACAUCGCUUCAGCUCGGCGACAGCAUCCAAAACAUCGCCAAAGACAUGGACACGCAUAGCUACAAGGUGCCACUUGGAGUUGUUGGAGGUGUUGCAGCCUUCAAUUUCCCGGUGAUGAUCCCACUGUGGAUGUUCCCGCCAGCGCUGGUAACCGGAAACACGUGUAUAAUCAAGCCUUCUGAGCAGGAUCCUGGAGCCACGCUCAUGAUGAUGGAGCUCCUUCAGGAAGCCGGGGCUCCUCCGGGCGUUGUUAAUAUCAUUCACGGGACACACGGUGCGGUGAACUUCAUAUGCGACCAGCCGGAGAUCAAGGCCGUAUCCUUCGUCGGUGGCGACGCCGCCGGAAAACACAUCUACACUAGAGCUUCGGCUGCUGGCAAACGUGUCCAAAGCAACAUGGGCGCCAAGAAUCACGGGGUGAUAAUGCCGGACGCGAACAAGGAGCACACGCUCAACCAGCUCGCCGGCGCGGCCUUCGGAGCGGCCGGUCAACGGUGCAUGGCGCUCAGCACUGCGGUCUUUGUCGGCAGUGCUAAGGAGUGGAUCCCUGACCUGGUGAAGCGUGCGCAAGCUUUGAAGGUCAAUGCGGGUCACGUGCCCGGCACCGACGUGGGGCCCGUCAUCUCGGUAGCCGCCAAGGACAGAAUCUUAAGGCUUGUGGAGUCAGGUGUAAAGGAAGGCGCUAAAUUGGCUCUCGACGGUCGCGCGGUCAAAGUACCCGGAUUCGAGAAAGGCAAUUUCGUCGGGCCCACUAUCAUCACCGACGUGACGCCGAGCAUGGAGUGUUACAAAGAGGAAAUAUUCGGGCCGGUUCUCGUCUGUCUGUUCGUUGAGACCCUCGACGAAGCGAUUCAGAUGAUCAACUCAAACCCGUACGGGAAUGGAACGGCUAUUUUCACCACUAAUGGUGCGACGGCUAGGAAGUUCUCCGCGGAUAUCGACGUCGGUCAAGUGGGCGUCAACGUGCCCAUUCCCGUGCCGCUGUCGAUGUUCUCGUUUUCGGGAACGCGCGGCAGUUUUCUGGGAACGAACCACUUCUGCGGGAAGCAGGGCCUCGACUUCUACACCGAACUGAAGACGGUCGUCUCGUUCUGGCGGGAGAGCGACGUGUCGCACGCGAAACCGGCCGUGUCUAUGCCCACACAACAAUAGUUUAAUUAAAAAAAAAAAAGUUCUAAUAUCUUUCGAAUUAUUUGAAGAAGGUUUUUGUACGAUUUUUUUUAAAGCGACGGAGCGAAAUUCUCAUUUCAAUUUUAUAGAAAAUGUUUGGUGAUUUUUAAAUGGCAUCGGAACUUGUUUGUAAAGAAGUGCAUUAGCUAAACUUUUUGGGGUAACAUACGUGUUAAUGUCUUAGUAGCGCCGAAAUAACUCUCCCCAACCUUUGAGCUGGGUUACUACUACGCGGCAGAAAUUAGCAGUGUGGUAGUUAGUACCCACCCGUGUCGACUCAUGACCAAAGGAACCGCAAGACUUAAAGUGGCCUAAAAGGUCAAUUUUCGCUUUUGAUGUCCAAAUGGAUGAACAUUACAACUGUAUUCGCGUGUAGUUCUAAGAAUACUGUCGACUACGUGUUGUUAUUUUCCCACUGAAGUCUUCCAUCUUUCUAGAUACUUAAAGUAUAUAUUUUAUUAGUUAUAUUUUUCACGAUUAAAAAAUAUAUUUUUAAUAAACAAUUUUGUUUUGAAA
This is a messenger RNA of Bombyx mori (domestic silkworm), 2420 nucleotides long. Its product is annotated as probable methylmalonate-semialdehyde/malonate-semialdehyde dehydrogenase [acylating], mitochondrial. The transcript has 10 exons. NCBI's taxonomy places the organism in Eukaryota, Metazoa, Arthropoda, Insecta, Lepidoptera, Bombycidae. The record is from RefSeq and is a predicted model, not a curated record. Gene Ontology annotation, biological process: thymine catabolic process; L-valine catabolic process. Gene Ontology annotation, cellular component: mitochondrion. Gene Ontology annotation, molecular function: malonate-semialdehyde dehydrogenase (acetylating, [NAD(P)+]) activity; methylmalonate-semialdehyde dehydrogenase (acylating, NAD+) activity. Bases 318 to 1886 code for a protein of 522 amino acids.